CCCAUGACCGCCUCUGUGCAUCUCUAUGGGUUCUUUUCAGUUCAAACCUGAUUAUUAAUUAACAGAUCAUCAAUGAAUCAGCAAAUUCAUACACAUGGCAGAACAUCAGGAAAUCGUUCCAAAAUUGACAAGUUUAAAGGUCACAUCAGUCAGAUAUAUAUAAUCUACUCCGUAAACUCUCGUUGCUUCAUCCAGGUGGAGAUAGUACAUCGGCCUAAAAGGUUUGUAGAGGCGACAAUGGACAGAGACGCUGUGGAGGAAGCCCUGAACACUGCAUUCUUUAAAUAUAAAGGCGUAUACUUUGAGAAUGAUUAUACUUCACCUGAAAUCAUAGAUGAUAUAGAACAUAUGGAAAUCAGGGAGGAUGAUGUGUUUCUUGUCACCUACCCGAAAUCUGGCACAAUUUGGACUCAGCAAAUUCUAAGCCUCAUAUUUCAUGAAGGUCAUCGAAACGGAACAGAACAGAUUGAGAAUAUAGAUCGAGUCCCCUGGAUCGAGUACAAAUAUAAAGACUUUGACAUCAAAAGCCGUCCAUCUCCUCGUCUCUUCUCGACUCACCUGCCUUAUUAUCUGAUGCCGAGAGAUCUGAGGUUCAGGACGGGAAAAGUUUUAUACGUGUGCCGAAACCCCAAGGAUGUCCUGGUGUCCUUUUACCACUUCAUCAGGAUGUUACCAUACCUAAAAUGUUCAAUAGACUGGGAAACAUUCCUAGAGCUCUUCAUAUCGGGGAGAGUCACAGGUGGCUCAUGGUUCGACCAUGUGAGGGGCUGGUACACGCACAAAGAGGAUUUCAACAUACUGAUUGUGACCUAUGAGGAGAUGAAGAAGGACCUUCGAUUUGCUGUGAAGAAAAUAUGUAAAUUUGUGGGCGUGAACCUUGAUGAGAAAGAGAUAGACACCGUGGUGGAAAGAGCAACGUUUAAGAACAUGAAAUGUGAUCCUUGCGCUAAUUAUGAAUCUAUUCCCAUUGAGUAUUUAGACAAAACUAAAGGAAAUUUUUUACGAAAAGGGACGGUUGGUGACUGGAAAAACAUAAUGACGGUGGCGCAAAGUGAGAUGGUUGAUAAAGUUUUCAAGGAGAAGAUGGGAAAUCUGCCAAUCAAUUUUUUGUCGGACAUCGAUGAAGAACCUGCCUCCUAGGGUUUUGUUGUCUUCAUUACAACCAUGGGUGGACUUCUCUGUAGGAUGUGUGUCUAAGCCCCUGCCCUCCACAUGUGUAUAGUUUCACCCAUAUA
Messenger RNA from Hyla sarda, 1235 nucleotides. RefSeq names its product amine sulfotransferase-like. Gene Ontology annotation, molecular function: sulfotransferase activity. The transcript has 7 exons. Gene Ontology annotation, cellular component: cytoplasm. Gene Ontology annotation, biological process: sulfation. Bases 73 to 1140 code for a protein of 355 amino acids. Lineage: Eukaryota; Metazoa; Chordata; Amphibia; Anura; Hylidae. The record is from RefSeq and is a predicted model, not a curated record.